This is a messenger RNA of Hyaloscypha bicolor E, 1092 nucleotides long. Its product is annotated as Clavaminate synthase-like protein. The transcript is spliced from 2 exons. Lineage: Eukaryota; Fungi; Ascomycota; Leotiomycetes; Helotiales; Hyaloscyphaceae. The record is from RefSeq and is a predicted model, not a curated record. Bases 1 to 1092 code for a protein of 363 amino acids. Gene Ontology annotation, molecular function: dioxygenase activity.
AUGGCAUCCACUGCAUCAUAUCCUUCCUCAAGGGCUGGCUCAACCUUACCUCCCUUUCCAGACGACCUCCCAACCGCUCCUCUAGUAACCAUCUCCCUUCGGAAACUUGUCGAAAACACUUCCGGCGUUGAACAUGAACGCCUCUUCUCAGCUGCUAAAAGCCUUGGCUUCUUCUACUUGGACGUACGAGGCACACCUGAAGGCAAGCACUUACUUCGGCAGGCAGACGAUUUGUUUGAUCUCAUGAAUGAGUUCUUUUCCCUACCCGUAGAAGAGAAAGCAAAAUAUGAUUUCGCUGCCAAGAAGAGCUACUUCGGGUACAAAGGGAUAGGAAAGGAGGUAGUGGACGGCAAGGGGACGAGAGAUAAGAAUGAGAUCUACAAUAUCUCUAAAGACGACCUCCUUUCGGUAACCGAUCCUCUUCCCGCUCCGGCAGUAAUCACUACGAACCGCCAAACCCUAACUUCCUAUAUAACCACCAACACCGCGAUCCUCACAACACUCUUCGCCUCCCUCUCCACCUCCCUCCAACUCCCAUCAGAUACCUUCGCCUCACUGCACAGGCCAGCAGCUCCAUCCGGCUGCCACGUACGAUUCAUAUCUGCACCACCCCAAGAUCCAUCCACCCGUUCCAACGCCCUGGGCGAACACACCGAUUUCGGCUCGCUCACAAUCCUGCUCAACCGCCUCGGUGGGCUUCAAGUCCAGCUCCCCGGGACGGAAGAAUGGGUCUAUGUCCGCCCCAUGCCUGGGUGCGCAAUCGUGAAUCUCGGAGACGCGAUGGUCAAGUUCAGUGGGGGCAUCCUGAGGAGUAAUUUACAUCGGGUGGUAAGUCCGCCUGGCGAGCAAGCGAAGGAAGUCCGGAGGAGCUUGGUGUAUUUUUCAAGGCCAGAACAUGAUGUUGUGUUGACGAGGUUGAGGGGAGGGUUCGUGGAUGAGCUGGGCGAUGGAGGGGUGGAAGAAGUGGGCGUAAGUGCGAGGGAGUGGCUGGCGAGGAGGCAUAUUGGGAGGAAGAUUGAGUUUUUUGAGGGGAAGGAGAGCUGGGAGGGUUCCAUGGGGACGGAGGCUAGGCCGUUGGUGGUUAGCCAGUAG